Messenger RNA from Prunus armeniaca (apricot), 732 nucleotides. NCBI's taxonomy places the organism in Eukaryota, Viridiplantae, Streptophyta, Magnoliopsida, Rosales, Rosaceae. The record is from the annotation of a GenBank genome assembly.
AUGACGAGCCCCUUCUGGAGUAUGCAGCCAGGUUCAACCACGAAUACUCCCGCUGCCCAGAUACUGAUGAUCGUGCCGCCUUUUGGUGCUUUCAAGAGUGGCCUCCGAGAGUCCAACUUCCGGUACCUGGUGCACAGCAACCCUUGGAACACAUAUGCCGAGCUGAUGAAGCAGGCAGCAGUUCACGCCAAGGCCGAGUACUUCAACUUCAAGCGCAGCCCAGCCACCCCGGCGCGUAAUCCUUUUGCUGAUCCUCCACCUGCUUCAGUACCCAUCCCAGCUCCACCUCAACAUUCUGCCCCUACACCAAGCACCCAGGGUGCCCAGCACCCCAAGAGGAAGGAUAGCUACCAGCAUACCUUCAGCAAUAAUAAGCGGGGCAAACAUAGCAACCACCACCAGUCUAGUGGAAGCAACCCCCCCAGGACAAAUGACCGGGCCCCACUCCCAUUCUCACCCAAACCCAGGUUCGAGGUCUUCACCACCCUCAACACUACCUAUGAGAAUGUCCUGGUGCACGAGGCACCUAUCAUACCUCAGCCUCCACCCCGGAAACCAAGCAGCAAGCCUAUGCCUAACACAGGUGUCUUCUGUCGCUUUCAUCAGUUCGGUGGCCACGAUACCGAAUCUUGUGUUGCCUUGUGCAACAUCAUUGAGGGGCUUAUUUGUGAGGGGAAGCUGGAUAAAUACGUGCACAACUUCCCACCCCCAUCUAACCCUCACCAACGGUAG